AUGACAGCAACCACUUCUGACACCAUACCAAAAGCCGCCAUUGUCGUUGGUAGCCAAAGGGAGCAUCGUGCGGGCCUCCAAAUUGCGGAAUUCGUCCAAGAAACGCUUCAAGAUAGCCAACUUUCAGCAAAGCUAGCUAUAGUAGAUCUUGCAAUCUGGAACUUGCCGCUGUAUAAUGAGCCAGGAAUCCCGUCUCGCAUCUUUUCAGCUCAAGAAUACCAACAUGAACAUACGCAGCGCUGGUCGCGAGAAAUAGCCUCAUAUCAAGCUUUUAUCUUCGUUACUCCCCAGUAUAACUGGGGAUAUCCUGCAAGUUUGAAAAAUGCGCUAGACUACUUAUUCAACGAAUGGAAGGGCAAACCGGCAAUGAUUGUGAGCUAUGGUGGCCAUGGUGGUGGAAAGGCUGCCGAACAACUUAAGCAGGCGUUCGGCCCAGGCAUCGUCCGGUUUGUUUGCAGAGAAAAAGAGGGAAAUUCAAGAGAGAUUCGCUGA
This is a messenger RNA of Talaromyces atroroseus, 492 nucleotides long. RefSeq lists its product as hypothetical. The transcript has 2 exons. The record is from RefSeq and is a predicted model, not a curated record. The coding region runs from base 1 to 492 and encodes 163 amino acids. Lineage: Eukaryota; Fungi; Ascomycota; Eurotiomycetes; Eurotiales; Trichocomaceae. Gene Ontology annotation, molecular function: FMN binding; oxidoreductase activity. Gene Ontology annotation, cellular component: cytosol.